CCCGUGCUCUACUCCUCAUUAACUGGCCGGGGGAGCGUGCGUGACCCCCCUCUCUUUUUGCCGCUCCUUGUGCCCGCGCGCCUGCUCCCUUCCUGCCUCCCCUGGCUGCGUGCGCACACGCCUGAGCGUGGGUGAGCCAUGUCCUCCCCGUUGACUUUCAUCAGCCAGGCUGACUGGGACAAGGCCCAUGGCCAGUUCUCCCGGCUCAGCCCCAUGGGUAGUCCCAUCUCCAUUGGGCCCUCGAUGCAGAUGCUCGGCGGCACGGCCCCGGCUGACGUCGUCGCUCGGAUCGGGUCCAUGUGCGAUGUUGAUCAGGAUGGUCGCCUCUCGAUGGUGGAGUUCAUCCUGGCCGCGCAUCUGGUCGGACGCCUCCAGCGUGGCCAAAAUGUCCCGCCUGGCGCCUCGCCAGCGGCCCUGCCCCCGUCGGUGCUGCAGGAGGUCCGGGCUUUCGCCGCCGGCGGGCCCCGGGCAGCGACCCCGGCCAGCCCGCCCAGUGCCAUGGCCAGCCCGCCCAAUUCGGCUGGUUCGACCAAUUCCCCCGCCGGCCUGGAGAAUGAUCCCCACUGGACCAUGUCGCCGGCCGAUCGGCAGCGGUACACUGCCCUGUUCCAGCGCCAGGAUGCCGGGCAUUCGGGCUUCGUGUCGGUGGAUCAGAUGAUGCAGCUGCUGCAAAUGAAGCUCGCCGCGCCCGUGAGCCGGCAGAUUUGCGACCUGGCCGCCCGAUCGAGCCCGGGCAAGCUCAAUGUUGAUGAGUUUUGCAUCGCCAUGCACCUGGCCACGGUGCGUUUGCAGCAUGGGCUCAACCUUCCGCGGACCCUUCCCCCGGCACUGGUCCCCCGGUCGGAGGCCAACUUUUCCACCGCUCUGCAGGGGGCCAAGACUUCGUUGGGCACCGACAAAUCGGCCACCCCGGCACCCGUGGCCAGCACCGGCGCCGCUCCCCCGCUUCUCGUGGCCACCCGCGAGGACUUCGAGCGCAGUCGCCGGGCGCGCGAGGAGAAGGAGCGCCUGGCCUCCAUGCCGAUGUCCCAAUUGGGUGGUUCCGGCAGUCAGCAGCGGUCGGUUCCGCCGCCUCUGCCGGCCCAUGCGCCUCCCUCGCAUGUGCCGCCUCAGGCCGUUGCCAUGGGCUACGCCGGUGUUCCGGCCGGCAUGUAUGCCAUGCAGCCGGGCAUGCAGCCGGGCAUGCAGCCGGGCAUGUAUGCCAUGCAACCGGGCAUGCAACCGGGCAUGUAUGCCAUGCAGCCAGGCAUGUACGCCAUGCAGCCGGGCAUGCAUCCCAUGCAGCCCAUGCAGCCGGUCCAUCCGGGGAUGCAGCCGGUCCAUCCGGGGAUGCAGCCGGUCCAUCCGGGAAUGCAGCCGAUGCAGCCGAUGCAGCCGAUGCAGCCGAUGCAGCCGAUGCCCACCGUCCCGGCCCAGCAAAUGCCCAUGACGAUGUCGACUCAGCCGAUGCAGCCAAUGCCUACCCCCCAGGUUCAGAUGCCUACGCCGCAGCUUCAAAUGCCCACGCCACAGCUGUCGAUGCCACAGGCUGCCACAUCAGCCGGCCGGCCUUCCUCCCUGGCUCUGCCAGCUGGGGCUACCCCUCUGCCUGGGCUCGCGGCCCCGACCGCGGGGACCGGGCUGGCUCCCCCCCCGGCGGCGGCUGCUGCUCGUGGCGUGCGCUCCCGGAGCAACAGCUCCGCCGGGGCCUUCCCCCCGAACUUCGCCACCGGGCCCAGCAGCACAUCCGAGCCGAGCGGCUCGCCGUCUGCCCCGGCGGCUGACUUCUUUGCCGCCUUCGAUACGGGCCGGUCGACCUCCGCGCCGGCUGCCCAGUCCGCCGGGCCGGCUCCUGCCAUGCCCAGCCCGCCAGCCACCGAUGCCAUUGACUUCUCGGUCUUCGAUGCUCCGUCGAGUGCGACGCGCUCGGCUUCGGCUCCGGCCCCGGCUCCGGCCCCGGCCGCCGCAGCCUCGACCCCUGCCCCGGGUCGUGCUUCCAGCUCGUCCAAAAAGGGCGCCACUGCUGCCGCGACGGCCCCGGCGGCGGCUCCACCUCAUCCCCUCUCCGAGGAGAUGGUUUCCCUCCUGUCGGACAUCAGUGUGCUGAAUACCGAGCUGACCAGUCUCUCGCUGAGUGGCCGCCAUGUGGGCGGGUCGCGCAAGUCCAGCUCCACGGAGCAGGCCCAGCGCGUGGCCCGGGCCAUGGCCCUGCAUGCUUCCUGCUCCAAUCGCCUGUUCACCCUGUCCAGCAACCAUGCACUCGAGGCCCUUGGCACUGGGUCUGGCUUCAAUUCGGCCGAACACGAAUCGACCGUGGCCCUGGCCGUGUCUCAGCUUGAGAUUGCCGGCAAGAUGUUGGCCUCGCUCAGCGCAUCCGGGACAACGGCCCCGGCGGCCGGCGCUCCGGCGACCGCCAUGCCGGCAGCACAGCCCGCCCUUGCGGCUCCGCCUGCGGCGAGCAGCAGCGCAGCUGCCCGGGCCGAGCGUUCGGCCACCCUUGCUGGGGCGGUUCGCCUGGCGCCCACGGGGGCGGAUUCCGAAUUGAAGGCUGCCAUGGGCGCGCGGGCCAUUUCCCUGCCCUCGCCAUCCCCGGGGUCGUCGCCGGCUGGGCCGCUCUCGCCGGCCGCCGCCGGAUCGCCCGCCUCGCCGGGAGGGGCCGUGCCCGUCGGCGCCCCCGGGGUGGGGCUCCUGUCGAUGGUCGGCGCGGUUUCCGGCGCCCCGGCCCCCAUGCAGCCGGUGCGUCCUGCGGCUCCCCCGGCCAGCGCCAUGCCCCAGCCGGUUCCCACAUCUCCCAUCCGCGAGGCAUACUCGCUGGAUCUGCCGGACUUCCCCGCCGCCGAGCCCACCCCGGUCCCGGAGCCUGCGGCGGCGGCACCGGCACUCCCGGCUCGCGGUGGUCCUGCCACCGGUCAGGCUGCGGCCGCGGCCGCGGCCCCGGUCCCAGGCCCGGCUCUGCCUGCCCGCACUCCGGCCCCGGCCCCUGUGGCUGCUCCUACGCCGGCCUUCCGGCCGACGUCGGUGACCACCAACGCCGGUCCUGUCCCGCCACCUCGGGCCAAUACCGGGCCCACGCCGCCGGCCCGAGCGGAUCAUCCUGCGCCGGUGUCGGCGGCCGCGCCCGCCCCGCCUCCCCGGUCGGUGUCUGCUCCGGCUCCGGCUCCGGCUCCGGCUCCGGCUGCGGGCCAGGCGCCCACCCCGCCUCCCCGGUCGGGCAAGCCCUCGGCCAGCUCCAGCCCGGCGGCCCCGGUGCAGGAGGCCUUCCCGCUUCCCCAUCCGGAGCCCUUUUCCUCGUCGGUGGCCCCGCCCGAGGCCGCGCCGCCGCCGCCGCCGGCCGCCCCCCCACUGCAGCUGGCCGAUGUGCUGUACUCCUUCGAUGCCACGCGCGAAAACGAGCUGACCCUCAUCGAGGGUCAGGUCAUUCACGUGCUGGAGUGCAAUGGCGACUGGUGGUUUGGCAAUGCCACCAUGGCCGACGGCUCAGUGCAAUCGGGCUACUUCCCGGCCACCUAUGUGGCACUGCAGGAGGCCACCGCCGAGGCGCCUGGCGCGGCGCACAAUACCAGCAACCCGUUUUCGCCGACGGUGGCCGCGGCGGUGCCCGCGCCGGCGCCGGCGCCGGUCCGCCAGCCCAUCGACCCGGCGGCCCUCGGCUUCACCUACACCCGGGCCCUCUUUGAUUAUGUCCCCGUGGCCGGGGAUGCCGAUGACCAGCUGCCCCUGACCGAGGGCGAGUACUUUAUCCUGUCCGAGUGGUAUGACGAUGGCUGGUGCCGUGUCCAGUCGAUUGUCCCGCCCUUUGACAGCGGUGUGGUGCCCUGCUCGUAUGUCGAGCGUGAUGUCCCCCUGCCGGCCGAGCUGAUCCCCCAGCUGGAGGCCUACCUGGAGGAUGACGAGGAUGAGGAGUUUGUCCCCCCGCCCUCGGUGCAGCCUUCGCCCGCGGCGCUGGCAGCCCAGGGCGGCCGUGUGGCCGACCUGUCCUCCUUCGCACCGCGCAUCACGACCGAUGGCGCCGGGGCGGUGACAGCCACCUCCGAGGAGCGCCGCUUCAAGGCCAUUCAGGAGUUCAUCAGCACCGAGGCCACCUACGUGCAGAAGCUGCUGGUGCUGCGGGACGAGGUGAUCACGGCCUUCCGGCAGUUUGUCGAGCCGCGCAUCAUGCGCGACAUUUUCUCCAACGUCUACGAGCUGAUCCCCUGUAACACGCAUUUCCUUGCGGACUUGGAGCGCCGCGCGGCAGUCCUCAAUCCCUCCACCGGGUACAUUGACCGUAUCGGUGAUAUUCUGAUUCGCCACUUGCAGCAGCUCCAGCCGUACACCAUCUACUGCGGGCACCAGCGCGCCGCGCAGUUGGCCUUCAGCAGCCUGCUCGAGCGCAACCCCCGGAUCAGCCACGUGGCGCAGGAUAUCUUCUCCUCAAGCGCGCGGCUCCGCCAGUUGGGCGUCCUGAACCUGACCUCCCUGCUGCUUGAGCCCAUGCAGCGGGUGACCCGAUACACGCUCUUGACGCGGGCCAUCCUCAAGUACACGCCCGAGGCCCAUCCCGAUCAUGCGGAUGUCAGCCUGGCGGCCUCGAUCGCGGACAACCUGUGCUCCCUGACCAAUGACAUCGCUCGGCAGUCGACCGAUGAGAUGGCCCUCAAGAAGUGGCAACAGAAGGUGGACUUCGGUUCCAGCCCGCACAUCGACUUUCUGGGCAGCACGCGGCUCAUGGGGCCGCGCGCGCUGGUCCACCAGGGAGUCCUGUUCAAGCAUAAGAGCGGCCGACAGCUGGAUGCCCUGUUGACCAAUGACUUUUUGCUGCUGUGUGUGCCGCGGUCAUCCUCGCACUCCGGCAGCAGCGGGCACUCUGGGUCCGGUGGCCAUGGCGGAGCCGGGGCCGCUGCGACCGUCGGCCCGGCCAGCGGGGCCACCUCGCUCGUGGUCUACCGCACCAUCAUGCCGGUAUAUUCGAUCGUGGCUCGGGAGAUCGGUGCCACGGAUGGCCCGGCCGGCGACCUGGCCGCCGGCGCCUCGCCGGUCACCUCUCCGACGGAAGCCCUGUCGCCGUCGGCGGCGGCGGCGGCCGGCGGCGGCGGCGGCGACUCCGGCCACGGGGGCGAUGACACAUCCUUCGAGAUCCACCAAGCCGGGGUGCAAACCCUGCGCGUGCGAGUCAAGAAGCGCCAGGACAAGCAGGCCUGGAUGCGGUUGAUUAACAGCACCUCGGCCGCCAUGCGCCAGGCGCUGGCUGAGCGUCGCUUGGCCACGGCACAGGCGCGCUGGCUCGCCGCCGACGCCAACCCCAACCUGACCGGGCACUUGACGGUGCGCAUCAUCAGCGGGCGCAACAUCGGCCUGUCGGAGGCGGAGCUGGCGGCCGGCAAUCGCGCCAUCGCCCGGGCAGCCCGAGGCCGGUCGUUCUUCGUGGAAGUGCGCCUCGGCGCGCAGGUCUUCCAAACGAAGGUUGUCGCCGAUGUGGCCGCCCCCCGGUGGGAUGAGGAGUUCACGCUGGCCGUGGGCCCGGGCGCGCCCAGCACCCCGCCAGCGUCGGACCUCAUCGCCAGCGGGGAUAUUGGCGGCGGCGGCGGCGGCGGGACCGCCUCCUCGGCGGCAUCCAUCCGCAGCGUGGCCCUCAACGCCGAUCAGGCCAGCAGCGUCCUCAAGUUGACGGUGUACGAUCAGCUGGAGUUCGCCCCGGACGAGUUCGUCGGGUCGUGGCAGCUGCCGCUCGACGACCUGAUUGAGUUCUUCAGCGGCACGGUCAACCACCUGCGCGACACCGCCCUCGAUGGGGUGCCCUGUGGAUCGCUCACUUUCGACAUCCUCUACCGACCGGUGUACUAGCCGGCCGGCCGGCGGGGAGCCUCAAGCGCCGCGUUCUGCCCUCGCCCCGCCUCCCCUCACCCCACGAAGAGCUGGCGCCGCCAAAAGAUCCAGGCGCCGAGUUGCCACUGCCUCCUGCCACCGGGCGAGGGUUGUCCCCCCCCCCUCCCCUCCCCACCGGGUGUCUUUCUCUUCCUUUCUUGUCUUCCUUCUCCCGAUGUCCCUCGCCCUCUCCUCGCUUCCGGGGCGUGGCCCGUUUCUUCUCGCUGUUGUGCGGCCGUUGGGCCUUUUUUUUCCUGCCUCCUCGGCUUGCCCGAUGGCCGGCCUUCAGCACCCAAUAGAUCGAAUCACGUGCCCA
Fonticula alba is the source of this 6139-nucleotide messenger RNA. RefSeq lists its product as hypothetical. Bases 139 to 5802 code for a protein of 1887 amino acids. Gene Ontology annotation, molecular function: calcium ion binding; guanyl-nucleotide exchange factor activity; protein binding. Gene Ontology annotation, biological process: positive regulation of Rho protein signal transduction. The record is from RefSeq and is a predicted model, not a curated record. The transcript has 7 exons. NCBI's taxonomy places the organism in Eukaryota, Rotosphaerida, Fonticulaceae.